This is a messenger RNA of Hydra vulgaris (swiftwater hydra), 1821 nucleotides long. RefSeq lists its product as uncharacterized. The record is from RefSeq and is a predicted model, not a curated record. Gene Ontology annotation, molecular function: 3'-5'-RNA exonuclease activity. NCBI's taxonomy places the organism in Eukaryota, Metazoa, Cnidaria, Hydrozoa, Anthoathecata, Hydridae.
GAACUUGCCAAUACAUAUGCAGAGUUUAAAAAUAUGCCAGCAGUAGAAGUUUUAGAUGUUUUCACUCAAAAAAUCAAAAGUUGUCUGUCAGACAGAGCACCUGUUAAUAGUUGUGUGAAAAACAUGCUUCAGGAAGAGGUGGACAUUUAAUUAAUGCAACUGUACUGCAAUGUUCAUCCAUUGGAAACUAUUGCCUUAAAAGCAUUAUUAGCUCUUAAAACAAUAGAUAAUGAGUUGAAUAUAAAACCAGCUAAAGGAACUGAUGGGGUUGCAGUAACAGUCCUCAAAAAUAUUUCUAAGCUAAGGUAUAGUUUUAAAGGCGAUCCUGCAGCAUUCAAAAGCUAUCUUAAAAAAAACAAUGUUGCUCCAGGGCUAUUCCUUAGAUAUGUUGGUAGUAGAUUUCAUGUUUUGUUCCAUAUGGCAGGGAUUGUUGUUACAUACGAAAGACUUAUAAAAACCUUUCUUGAAAACAACACCAAAAAUAAAAUUUGCCAACUCUUACUUUAAGAUAUGAGUAAUGAUAUAACGCUUGUGCAACUGCAAGGGUUGGGCCUAAUAGGAAAAAUAAUAACUGGGCCAUGGAUGAGUCUGGUUUAUAAAAAUGCAACAGGAAAGAGUAAUCUUGAGUUUGGUGACAUUUUCCAGAAAGCAAUAAGGAAAUUAGCUUACUUCAAAAGUAAUCCAGAAUCAAUUCUUUAUACAGAUGUGGAUAUUUUUAGUCAAGUAUUAAAUAUCAAAAAAGAUAAGGUACACCAAUCCCUUCGUGUAAUAAAAAAUAAAAAUAUUUUGGUAAAGAUUUUAUCAGCUUUGAUAAGCUACACAGAGACAGUUCUCAAAAGACAGAUGGCCAGGUAUUUGACUGGCAAUCUUCCAAAUCCAUCUAAAGAAAUGAUAAAAACCACACUAUCUGCUCCACCUCAUACAAUGGAGGCUGAAAGGAUCUUGGGCAUGCUUGAUUUUUUUUUGCGUCGUGCUCCUAAUGCUACUUUUGGUUUUCUGGAUUCUAAAAUAAAAGCCAGGGUAAACAAAACAUUAACAUGGCUUGAUGAGAAAACAUUGCCAGAACAAAAAGAUCUUAUUCAAUUUGUAAUUCGCAGAGGAGCUUUAAUGUGUCAAGCCUCUAAAAAUUUUAACAAUCUUUUGUAUGAAGAAAUAGGAAAAAGAUGCGCCAAAGCUAAUUUAAAAAAAGAGUGUCUGGAAAGAAAGCAACUAGAGAAGGAUAUUAAAAGAGCAAUAGCUGAAAAUGCCAAAACCACAAAUCCUCUUUUUGUUAAUAUUGAUAAAAAACAAAAACGAAUUUUAGGAGUAAUUUUGAAAAAUGGAAACUUGAUAGGGCAGCUCUUAAGCCAUAAAUGGGAGCUAGAUGAUGGUAAUAUACAUUUAUUUUUUGGUAGAAUUGUUGAUCAAAAGGUAGCAACAAAAAAAAAAUCUAUUACAUACACAAUAGGAUAUUGGAAAGUCAAUGAAAAUGAAGUUGAAGAUAUUGACAUAAGCCAGGAAGGAGUUAUAGCAGAUCUAAUACUUAAAGAUUUGGAGAGAAAAGUUGGCUUUGGAAGACUUACUUCAGCUAAAUCUUACUCCAAAAAUGAGAUUCGUGGAGCAGUUAGUUAUAUUAUUCCUAUUGACAUUUGCAACAAAUUCAUUCAAGCUAUUAACGCGACUUUAGAAAUGAAAGCUUCAAAUAUAGAAAGCUUACUUUCACAAUUAGCUGCUAUUCGUGACAGUUGGAAAGCAAUGUUGAAUGAAGCUAAGCUUGUUGCAUCUAGCCUUAAUAUAGAAAUAAAAUUGUUUAGGAACGAUAGCAAAAAACAACUCCGAUAA